Messenger RNA from Arabidopsis arenosa, 1488 nucleotides. NCBI's taxonomy places the organism in Eukaryota, Viridiplantae, Streptophyta, Magnoliopsida, Brassicales, Brassicaceae. The record is from the annotation of a GenBank genome assembly.
UUAAACGCUGUCGUUUAGUCUUUCUUCUAGAAAUUCGAUUUUGAGCUUUAACGAAAGAGACGACAAUGGCGGAUCGGUUCUUCGAUAACCUGAUGCCUGAUUUCGUGAAGGAGAAGGAAAGUGAAUAUGGAGGAGAUUCGCUUAGGAAUCUGCUCGCUAUGCCGUAUUCGUCUCUCUCGCAGCAGCUCAAACGAUCCGCUUUGGAUCUCAAGGAAACCGUAGUGAUGGAAACUUGGGGUUUUAGUGGGCAGACUGUUGAAGACUUCACACUUUACUCUGGAACUCUUGGAGCUGCGUUUUUACUCUUUAGAGCUUAUCAAGUUACUGGAAACGUCAAUGAUCUUUCCCUUUGCUUGGAAAUCGUCAAAGCUUGUGAUGCUGCUUCUGCUUCCUCAGGGGAUGUUACUUUUCUCUGUGGCCGAGCUGGUGUUUGUGGUCUCGGCGCCGCUGCAGCUAAGCUUUCUGGUGAGGAGGAGUUGCUCAAUUACUAUUUGGCGCAAUUUCGUCUGAUAAGACUAUCUAGUGAUCUUCCUAACGAGCUUUUGUAUGGAAGAGUUGGUUAUCUAUGGGCUUGUUUGUUCAUCAACAAAUACAUUGGCAAAGAAACUUUGCCUUCAGAUACCAUUCGCGAAGUUGCUCAGGAAAUUAUCAAGGACGGAAGAUCAAUGGCUAAGAAAGGAAGCUCACCGCUUAUGUUUGAAUGGUAUGGCAAACGGUACUGGGGUGCAGCACAUGGGCUUGCUGGUAUUAUGCACGUAUUGAUGGAUGUUCAGCUGAAGCCUGACGAGGCAGAGGAUGUGAAGGGAACCCUUAAGUAUAUGAUCAAGAAUCGGUUUCCAAGUGGAAAUUACCCUGCUAGUGAAGAGGAUAGGAAGAAAGAUGUCCUUGUGCAUUGGUGUCAUGGAGCUCCUGGGAUUGCUCUCACACUUGUGAAAGCUGCUGAGGUUUUUGGGGAGAGAGAGUUUCUGGAAGCGGGUGCAGCUGCAGCAGAGGUGGUUUGGAACCGUGGAUUGCUCAAGCGGGUGGGGAUCUGUCAUGGAAUAAGUGGGAAUGCAUAUGUUUUUCUCUCGCUUUACAGAGCUACGGGAAUGAGUGAGUAUCUGUACCGUGCAAAAGCCUUUGCCAGUUUUCUGCUUGAUAGAGGCCCCAAGUUACUCUCAAAAGGAGAAAUGCAUGGAGGUGAUAGUCCUUAUUCCUUGUUUGAAGGCGUUGCAGGCAUGGCCUAUCUCUACCUUGACAUGGUCGACCCAUCUCAAGCCAGGUUCCCAGGUUACGAGCUUUAAACUUCUAGAUCGAUAACAAUCUCCAUACUUUUGUCCAUCAAAUCCUUAUCUCUUGUUAUGGAGGAGGCACAAGGUAAGAGAGGGUGUGUGUAUGUGUGUGUUUACUACUAGCAAAAUCUUGUUGUUGUUGUUUAAUGGUGAAUCAGUUUGAGUUGAUAUCUAUUGGAACUCUCAGGAGAUCUGUCCGGAGAGCCUGUAACUUUAU